This is a messenger RNA of Neltuma alba, 800 nucleotides long. RefSeq lists its product as uncharacterized. The transcript has 2 exons. NCBI's taxonomy places the organism in Eukaryota, Viridiplantae, Streptophyta, Magnoliopsida, Fabales, Fabaceae. The record is from RefSeq and is a predicted model, not a curated record. The coding region runs from base 3 to 284 and encodes 93 amino acids.
AGAUGAAAACAAAGAGAAUCAUCACAGGCACAAGCGCGAUACUAAGGAGGAGAAGAAAACGCAGUCUCAUCAGGAGAAAAAUGUGGUUCAUCUACGUCUGCGAUGAAGGAGAGAAGGAGCUCGCUAGACAGAAAGCCCCUGGAUCUUGCCCUCACUGUGGCGGUAAAGUCGAAGCCAUGGACGUUGAGAUCCAGCGCAGGUUCUGCUUCUUGCCUCUCUGCUUCACCAUCAAGCGCAAGUUCUUCUGCACUCUCUGUGCUCGUCGCUUAGAAUUAUUCUUCUAGAGUCUACCAGAUCUUCCUUUCCUCCUCCUUUAACUGCUCUCCAAGUCGAAUCCUUGUUCUCAGAACCGGAAUCGCGUCUUCUAGUACAUAUAUUCAUGUCAAAUAUGUGUCCAAAUUGUAAUUCAGUCUCUGAGCGGGGGUUCUUUGUAUGUAAAUCUCUUUGCUGUGUUUGAUUUUUUUUCUUCAUGAUUAUUCGGUUAUUUUUCUAGCGAUUUGGAUUUUUGAGGUAUUUGAAGCAUUAAGAAUUUUGCUUGUAGUUGCUGUGCAGGUGAAUGGAAACCAAGCUGCCCUGAGUCCUAACUUCUAUAACGUCUAACCGAUCGGUAUUGGAGAAGAGGUCGUCGUGUUUAUCUCUGCACCUAAAAAUAAAAAAUGUAUUUGAUGGUGGUUGGAGAAGAAUGCAUCCCCCCAAGUUUUGGCUUACUAUUUUAUUCCCAUUUCACUCUCUACGCUUCUCUUCCUUCCUUCAUUUAAUAUUUGAUAAAAACACAGUCCCUAUUAAAGUGACAUGGAAUA